Molecule: messenger RNA, 1155 nt
Organism: Pseudonaja textilis
Lineage: Eukaryota; Metazoa; Chordata; Lepidosauria; Squamata; Elapidae
Source: RefSeq, a predicted model, not a curated record
GUCAUUUUUCCGGGGCGGUGAAAGACUCCAGGCCUUCGCCUCACUUAAUCGUCGAUUAGAAGCCGGCCGGCGAGUGAGACCGGAAGACCGGAGAUAUUCUGAGUUCCUCCAACGUAACCUUUUCUCCGUUUCUGUUUGAUGACAGCAACCAUGGCCUCCCCCUCAGAGAAAGUCUUCCCAACUUACGACGAAACGGUGGGUUCAAAAUUGCUCCGCAAAUCGAAGGACAUGCCCUUUGUCCCCGUCGGUCUGGCGGGUUUUUUCUCCCUGGCCGCCUAUGGCAUCUACCGGCUGAAGCACCGAGGAGAGACCAAAAUGUCCAUCCACCUCAUUCACACGCGGAUGGCUGCCCAGGGCUUUGUGGUGGGCAGCAUUGUGUGCGGUGUGGUCUAUACCAUGAUCCGGGAUUACGUCUGGAAACCUCACUUGAAGUCUUCGGAAAACCGUUGAAACUCUCCCACUUCUUCGCUACCGUGGGAAUAGUUUUCUACCCAUAACUGGUUGCAGCGAAGGAAGAAAAAAAAAAACCCACAAAUUUAAUUCUAAUUUGAUACCCCUUCCACACACACACAACCUUCCCUGCGGCCAGAAUUCCUUUCGGGCGUCCCCUCAAAAAAAAUCCCUUAUUUUCUAUUUUAUUUUUCUCACGACCCCGAACUGAGCUUUUGUUCCUUCUCCGCCGCACUCCUCUAGGCGCCGGGCGAGACCGAGGCAACUCCGUAUUUUUCUCUUUUCAACAGACAACCUUUUGGAGGAAAAAAAAGAAUCAAAUUGUGACACUCUCCAUUCUGUGUGUUUUCUUCCCCAAAAAUCGAGAUUGUUUUUCCCGGCUUCCUUCAGAAAUGAAUUUACAUUCAUUUUACAUCAGACAUGAAAUCCUCAAUCCGCCAACGUGGGUGGUGGGUGGGAGGGCAUUGCUUUCUAAAUCUAUUUUUGGGGAAGAUUAUGAUGAGUUUUGGUGUUUUUAUUUGUCGCUUGAGUUCCUGUUGCCAUCCUGUUAAAUGUGCUUUUUUUGGGGGGGGGGGGGACACCAGAAAAACCACAAUUUUGUGACUGAAAGGAGGGAGCAUUCUAACACUUCAGCUGUCGAUCAAGCUGCUCCCAAUUGUAUUUAUUACACCUUAUUAAAACCGUAGAUGUUUAAAUUAUUUAGCC